CUUGAGCUUGCUCUUCUUUGCUCUUUUUUCCACAGACUUGUGUGCACAUUCACCUGCCAUGCCAUUUCGAAGCACGCUGAGCAACCUCGGAUAUUCAGGUCAUAUCAUUCUGGCUGGCUGGUUGGCUUACGACGGCGUCAUGUUCUGGAAGAGACAGACGAGCUUCAACCAAGAAUAUGCUGCCAUCCAAGAUAUGGACAGCGUGGGAUCGCAUUCUUCCGCCAAUCCGCCGCUAGAGCAGCCUAGCCAUCACUGGGGCUGUGGCCGAGUUAUGCUGGGUUUCGCUUGGCAGGUGAUGCUCUGCACCGCCAUGUUCUUGGCCGGCUCCGUCAUCACGGCCGCGAUACUACCACGACAGCAUCAGUUUCACCGGCCCGGAACUGCGCUGUCGACCGACCGUCAAUGUGCCGCGCAGCUGGGCGUAUAUUCUCCGCUUUUGGAAGUGGUCGAGUAUGAAGAGCGCAACUGGACAGAUCCAGCUGCCGGAGCAGUCUCGGGCUACGUCGGCCGCCCGACCAGGGAGAUGGAGAGGAAGUGGGACGCCAUUUCCAACGUCCCGGCCAUCGUGAUCCCCUUCGAGAAACUCCCCCUGCUCAACCGCACCGAAGACCCCAGCCGGCACGGCUCACGCUUCGUGACCGCGCGCGCCGGGGUCCCGCACCCCUCGUCGCCGGGCGGCUACGUCGGCGUGACCGAGGUCUUCCACCACCUGCACUGCCUCAACGUGCUGCGCCAGCACGUCUGGAGGGACGCGUACGCCCCGGCGGGCGCCCACGGGGAGGCCGAAGAGGACGAGCGGCCGCCGCUGCCUGCGACGUUGCGGCGCGAGGCGCGGGCGCACGCGGACCAUUGCGUCGACACGCUGCGCCAGGCCCUCAUGUGCACCGCAGACGUGACGCCGUACCUGAUAUACGCCGGCGGGGACGGGUCGGAUUGGCCGCCCAAGGACUCGCGGGAGGACUUUGAGGGCCUACAUAAAUGUCGCAGAUUUGAGCCGCUGCUCAAAUACGUGUGGGACAACGGGAUUGUGGUGAGGCCGCAGUGA
Molecule: messenger RNA, 1045 nt
Organism: Pyricularia oryzae 70-15
Lineage: Eukaryota; Fungi; Ascomycota; Sordariomycetes; Magnaporthales; Pyriculariaceae
Exons: 3
Coding region: 59-1045 (328 amino acids)
Biological process (GO): mycotoxin biosynthetic process
Source: RefSeq, a predicted model, not a curated record